UCUAGUGGACGGGACGCUCCAACAACAACAGCUAGUCAGACACCUCGGUAGCUUUCUAGCAAACAUAGCUACAACAUUCACGCUCUUUACACUGUUUUGGUGUAUAUUAGUCGCUGUGUAUUCAACACACUUCUGUCGUAUGUACAUGUUGGCCCAUUUAAUUAUAUAUUUACGUUGUUUGUCAGCUAGCUGGUUUGCUAAAUUAGUUUAGGACUAGGCUAGUCGCUAAUGCUAACUAGCUAACAUCCCCGAACAUGAGUUCACUAAACUACUCUCCUCCUGAUAAAGAAGAGGUCUGCCGGGCGGAGAAAGAAGGUCUUGUGAAAGAGGAGGACGAAGAGAAGGAUGUUACAAUACAAAAACAAGCUGUUACUGUGAAAGAAGAAGAGAAAGACGUUUCAGUGAAAGAAGAGGAAGACGCGUUCAGAGUGAAAGAGGAGGAGGAUGUUACAGUAAAAGAAGAGGAGGAAGAGAAAGAGGGUGCCGUUUUUGGAGUGACAGAGGAGGAGGAGGAGAUGACUGUCACAUUGGAGGAAGGAGAGGAGGUUGGAGAUCUAGUUAACACCAGAGAGAGACAAGACUAUCGUGGAUCCUCUGUGGAGCCUCAACAACACCAUGAUGCUGAUGAGGCAGAGAAAAGUCUCUCCAGAUCAGAACUCCUCAAGAAACACCAGCGAGUACACACAGGAGAGAAAUCUUACUGCUGCUCUGACUGUGGGAAAAGAUUCAACUCUUCAGUAAAACUUAAAAUACAUCAAAGAAUCCACACUGAAGAAAAACCUUUUGGCUGUACUCAAUGUGGGAAGAGUUUUGUUAGUUCUAGUAAACUGAAGAGACACCAGAGAACACACACAGGAGAGAAACCUUAUAGCUGUGAUCAAUGUGGGAAGAAAUUUACUACAUUUAGCUAUCUAACUAUACACCAGAGAACACACACAGGAGAGAAAUCUUAUACCUGUAAUCAAUGUGUAAGGAGUUUUACUCAGCUAAACAGCCUAAUAGUACACCAGCGGACACACACAGGAGAGAAACGUUAUAGCUGUGAUCAGUGUGGGAAAAGUUUUACUAAAUCUAGCUAUCUACCUAUACACCAGAGAACACACACAGGAGAGAAACCUUAUAUCUGUGCUCAAUGUGGGAAAAGAUUUGCCAGAUCUAGCUAUCUAACUAUACACCAGAGAACACACACAGUAGAGAAAUAUUUUGGCUGUGAUCAAUGUGAGAAGAGAUUUACCAGAUUUAGCUAUCUAACUAUACACCAGAGAACACACACAGGAGAUAAACCAUAUAGCUGUGAUCAAUGUGGGAAGAGUUUCGGUACAUCUGGCUGUCUGACAGAACACCAGAGAACACACACAGGACAGAAUCUUUAUAGCUGUAAUCAAUGUGGGAAGAAAAAUCUGUGACCAGAGAUAAUCUGGUAAAAGAUCUCUGAUUAAACAUCAGAAAAUACAUGUUGUUUCAUGAUAUAAAUGAAAUAAUGUUUUUAAUAUUGUGGAAGUAUUUUAGUAACGUCAAAAUGUAGAAUGUUUUAACAUUGGAGUAGCAGUAUUCUAAUGAUGUCACAAUGUAGAAUGUUUUAACAUUGUAGUUGCAGUAUUUUAAUGAUGUCACAAUGUAGAACCCUAAACGUUUGCUCUGAAUUGAAAGAGUACUAUUUAUGAGAUUUAACAAAAUGUGACUAACAAAAAUAGAGUUGUGUUACACUUACCACGUUGAUGACCCACUUGAAUCAAAAUGCAACACUUCAAAAUGUUUAGGUUUUCAAUAUAUCCCAAACUGUUUCUACAUAUUGGUUAUUGAUUUGGACACGUUAACUGUGUUUUGACACUGCGCUAUUCCCACUUAGCAAAAUGUCAUUCAAAAGACAUUGAAAAGACUAUGCCCAACGUCCAAUAUAUGUUUGGUUAUAGUUGAAAGUGAAAGUUAAAAAGAUGUAUUUUCGGGUCAUUUUUAAAAAUUACUUGAAAACAACAACGUACUUGCAGCCUAUACACAUGGACGCAGUGUAAUGAAUUGGUCUAUAAUCAAUUUUAUUAACAAUCCUACAUUCCUCCAGUAUUUAUUGACAACAUUCAAGUGCUAAUUAUCUUUAUUCCACAACUGAAGAAACAUGAUACAAAUCACCUCAUAUUUCAAACAUCCAGCCUUACAAAAGAUACAUGUUUUAUUAUUCCAUGCCUCACCAUUAAGUUCAUUAUUGCCCACACAUAUUAACAAAGGGGUGUACAUUUGCUUUUGAUAUUUCAUGUUUACAAUUCAUGUUACAUUUAGUAAUCAUAAUUAUUUAUGCAACCGACUGACAAUUUUUGGGUACUAUUAUAUUGAAAUUGUUAUCCUGCUUUUAGAAUAUUAGGGAUCAUUCUCAUUUGUACCAACCCACAUGUUCUAGAGCAUGACAUUGGGGACUGGGCCCCGAUCCAACAACAUGCCUAUCGGGAUAUUGCAGGAGUUUGCUCUUGAAAUCAGACACGGCUAAUACAAUUUGAUUUGAGUUUCAUUUGGGCUCGUUCCAAGGGGAUGAGAGUUCUAGAUGCUACUGAGUUUUAGGAGGAUGAGAGUUCUAGAUGCUACUGAGUUUUAGGAGGACACGAGUUCUAGAAGCUAGUGAGUUUUAGGAGGACGAGACAUCUAGAAGCUAGUGAGUUUUAGUAGGACGAGAGUUCUAGAAGCUAGUGAGUUCUAGGAUUCUAUAGAAAGUAAAAGGAGAAAAAAUGAUAUGAUUGUACAUAUUUUUUUCAUUUAUGUUUUGUGGUUGGACUUUAGCACGUCUAGCUCGUUAGCACGUAGGAUGCACUGAUUGGUGUCACCUCGUUAGUCAGUAUGUGUUACACCUGUACUGGCUUGUCCAUCUGGUUAGUGGGAAGGUGUUUCACCUGAGCUUGUCCAGGUUCUAUUUAAGAGUGCCUGGCCCAGUGCUCCAGUUGUCUUGAUAGAUGUGGAGAGUCAACACCUUUAGUUGAUCCACCUUUUUGGUUUACUUCCUGUCUAAGUUUGGUGUGGGUUUUUCUUUUGUUUGCCUCUUGGGCAGAUUUACUGGGUCUCGUGGUGGGUGUCUUUUAGGUCCCAGUUGUUCUUACUAGUCAACUUUCAGUGGACACCCCUAUAGUGUCUUUCAGAACCCCUCCUAAAAAACAAGCUUAUAUUUUGGGUUGGAUAUUGCAUCCAAUUAAUAUUUUAAUCAAUGGAAUUUCCUUAUGCUCAUUAGUCUUUCAGUUGUUAGUUUUGUUUUUUAUCUUAUGUUUGUUGUUGUUAAUAUUUCAGUUUAUUUUAAUUGGGUUUUUUCCUGUGAAAUCAUUGUGUUGCAUCCAAGUCUGAAAUGUGCUGUAUAAAUAAAGCUUAAUUUGAUUUGAA
Oncorhynchus nerka (sockeye salmon) is the source of this 3354-nucleotide messenger RNA. Its product is annotated as zinc finger protein 239-like. Gene Ontology annotation, biological process: regulation of transcription by RNA polymerase II. Gene Ontology annotation, molecular function: DNA-binding transcription factor activity, RNA polymerase II-specific. The record is from RefSeq and is a predicted model, not a curated record. The coding region runs from base 255 to 1406 and encodes 383 amino acids. Gene Ontology annotation, cellular component: nucleus. The transcript is spliced from 2 exons. Lineage: Eukaryota; Metazoa; Chordata; Actinopteri; Salmoniformes; Salmonidae.